Messenger RNA from Spirometra erinaceieuropaei, 231 nucleotides. The record is from the annotation of a GenBank genome assembly. Lineage: Eukaryota; Metazoa; Platyhelminthes; Cestoda; Diphyllobothriidea; Diphyllobothriidae.
AUGUCAACUGUUGUUUCCACAACCGCCUCCAUGACCACUCCUGCGCCAACCACCUCGGCGUCCACGACGACGACUUCCCUCACCACCGAUGAUCGCACUCCUGAUGCGCCACCGCUGUCGAUCGCUGCCACCUCCAUCAUUCCUGCCACAGCCGCCGCGACGACGGCGAUGACUACUAGCUCUCCCAUUCCGGACAACGAUGAGAACACUCAACGCCUCGCCAACCGCUAA